This is a messenger RNA of Branchiostoma floridae (Florida lancelet), 951 nucleotides long. RefSeq names its product 40S ribosomal protein S3a-like. Gene Ontology annotation, molecular function: structural constituent of ribosome. The record is from RefSeq and is a predicted model, not a curated record. The coding region runs from base 88 to 888 and encodes 266 amino acids. The transcript has 7 exons. Lineage: Eukaryota; Metazoa; Chordata; Leptocardii; Amphioxiformes; Branchiostomatidae. Gene Ontology annotation, biological process: translation. Gene Ontology annotation, cellular component: ribosome; cytosol.
GAUUUUCUUUAAAGUGCUGAUGCGAUCUCUAAAAGUUUCCCACAAUGCUCCGCGCCAAUCUUCUUCCUCUUUCACGAAACCCCCAAAAUGGCGGUGGGCAAGAAUAAACGUCUCACGAAAGGAGGCAAGAAGGGUGCCAAGAAGAAGAUUGUCGACCCUUUCACAAAGAAGGACUGGUACGAUGUCAAGGCACCAGCGAUGUUCAACAUCCGCCAGAUUGGCAAGACUUUGGUCACCAAGACCACCGGAACAAAGAUCGCAUCUGAGGGUCUGAAGAACCGGGUGUUUGAGGUUUCCUUGGCUGACCUCCAGAACGACGAGGUGGCUUUCCGCAAGUUCAAGUUGAUUGUGGAGGAGGUCCAGGGCCGUAACUGCCUGACCAACUUCCAUGGCAUGAACCUCACUACGGACAAGCUCAGGUCAAUGGUCAAGAAGUGGCAGACUCUAAUUGAGGCCAAUGUUGAUGUGAGGACGACGGACGGCUACCUGCUGCGUCUCUUUUGCAUCGGCUUCACAAAGAAGCGUCAGAACCAGAUCAAGAAGACUGCUUAUGCCCAGCACACCCAGAUCCGUGCCAUCCGUAAGAAGAUGGUUGAGAUCAUGACCAGGGAAGUUUCCAGCAACGACUUGAAGGAGGUGGUGAACAAGCUUAUACCAGACAGUGUCGGCAAGGACAUUGAGAAGGCCUGCCAGGGAAUCUACCCCCUUCAUGACGUGUACAUCCGCAAGGUCAAGGUCCUCAAGAAGCCCAAGUUUGAUGUUGGCAAGCUGAUGGAGCUCCAUGGAGAGGGAUCAGGUGCUGUGUCCAAGCCUGUUGCCACCACAGAGACGGGAGAGAAGGUGGACAGACCGGAGGGGUAUGAACCACCAAUCCAGGAGGCCGUCUAAAUAGGAUCUCAGCAAGUCCAUAGAUCCAGAUAAAAGAGACAAUAAAAACAUCACAUACUGAAA